CAAGGCUGUCGCAACGCAAAGUUUCCACCGCCAGAUACUCGCCGUCGCGAACGCCUUCCAGCAUGCUGAAAUCGACAUACACGCUAUCGCCAGGCAUCCUGCAGCCACUGCCGCCUGGAUGGACCGAGCACAAGGCGCCGACCGGGCACGCGUACUACUACAAUGCCGAGACGAAAGAGUCGACGUACAAGAGGCCGGGCGUCGGCCCCUCCAGCGCGCCCUUGACUGGCCCUCAACAGCCAGCCUUCCCUCAAAUCAACCUCUCCGACCCUGCCGUCGCAAAUGCCUUCUUGGCUCAGCAGCGCGCCCAGGAGCACCAGCAACAACAUGGCCAGCGCGGAGGCUCUAAUGGCGGUGGCAGAGGCGGGUUCCAGUCUCGGCCACGCCCGCAACCGCACGACAGACCUCGUUCCAAGAUCGCCAUACCUGGUCACGAGCCUUGGAUUCUCGUCUACACAAAGUACGGCCGUCGCUUUGCCUACAACCCCACGAAGAAUGCCAGCUACUGGCGCAUCCCCGAAAAGUUUAUGCCCGCCAUCCUUGAGCUCGAUCAGGCCCGGAUUUUGCAGAAGGCGACCGGCAAAUCAACUGAAGACCAAAUCAAGAAUACCAGCGAUGCGGCAACUGCUAUAGGCCCGACACAGGCUCCAGCUCGAGACGAGCAAGAGCAAGAAGCCUCGCAUGACUACGACAGCUCAGAAUACGAAGAGGUGGAAGUCACAGAUGAUGAGGGUGGCGAUGACGAAGACCCCGACGGCAACCGGUCGAAGCGGCAGCGGACAGCAGACCCCCGUGGCGCCGACGGACCUGUCGAGUUUACUGAAGACGAUAUUGCCGCCCAGCUGGCUGCCAUGGCCGCCGACUACGACGAGGAAAUGAGCGACGGUGGUGGUGACGGUGGCUGGGAAGGAGACGAGGGCUUGACGCUCUCCGACGAGGACGCUCGGGAGCUGUUCAAGGACCUCCUCAAUGACUUCAACAUCAACCCCUACAGCCCAUGGGAGAAGUUAAUUGAGGAGGGAAAGAUCUUCGACGACGCCCGAUACCCAAUACUCGGCACGACGAAGGCCCGCAAGGACGUCUGGGAGGAGUGGUCACGCGUCAAGAUUCAGGAGCUGAAAGAGAGGCGCGCUAAGGAGGAGAAGAAGGACCCGCGAAUACCGUACAUUGCGUUCCUGCAAGAGAAGGCCACACCCAAGCUUUAUUGGCCAGAAUUCCGGCGGAAAUACAAAAAAGAAGACGAAAUGAAGGACGCGAAGCUUGCAGACAAGGACCGGGAGAAGAUGUAUCGCGAGCACAUCAACCGGCUUAAGCUGCCACAGGCGACACUAAAGGCCGACCUCAAGAAGCUACUCGAGUCGCUGCCCCUAUCGGUGCUAAACAACCGUACCAUGGUCUCGCACCUACCGCCCCAAGUCCUCAGCGACAUCCGCUUUAUCUCUCUGGACCCCAAGACCCGCGACGCGUUUAUUGAAGGGUAUUUGCAGGGCCUGGGCUCACCUCCCGAAGGGGCCGACGUGGCAGAGGAGGAGGAGGCCGGAGGGGCUAAAAAGGCCCGCGAAGAACGACAAAAGCGCGAGAAGGCUCUACACGACCGCGAGCGUGCCGUCGCCGAGGAAAAGCAGCGCCAGGAGAAGAGGCUUCAAUAUGAGCGGGCACGGCUGCGUGACGAGGAGCGUGAGCUGGAACGGGCCAUGCAAGUUGGGAAGAAAGGGCUCCAGAGCCAGCUAGCAACGGAUCAGCCAGCUCCUCCAUUGGCAGCUCCUCCGCCAGGAGAGUGAAAGGAUGGUAUUCACUGGAGAAAGCCGCCCGGAAUUAGACUGCCAAAAAUGAGUAAGAUUGGAGCCACAUUUUUUUGUCAAAACAAGAUGAGCCGUGAUCAUACACAAUGAUGGAGUUUCUUGAUGGAGUUCUUCGAUCUGUAGCUGCCAUCCUUAGUUUGCUUCUGACCCUCUCAGAUUUAGGGCUGACAAAAGACAUCUAACGACGAUUCAACCGAUUAUGUAUUUAAAAAUUACAAU
This is a messenger RNA of Lasiosphaeria miniovina, 2021 nucleotides long. RefSeq lists its product as uncharacterized. Gene Ontology annotation, cellular component: nucleus. The record is from RefSeq and is a predicted model, not a curated record. The coding region runs from base 63 to 1781 and encodes 572 amino acids. Lineage: Eukaryota; Fungi; Ascomycota; Sordariomycetes; Sordariales; Lasiosphaeriaceae. Gene Ontology annotation, molecular function: RNA polymerase binding; transcription coregulator activity. The transcript has a single exon.